UUGUCGCAUCUGACCCUCCCAGGUUCACCGGGGUAGGUAGUGCCGGUACGGCCCAGUGCAGGUACGGAAGCUGAGGCCCAGGGAGGCGGAGUCACCUGACCAAGGUUACGCACCUGCAAGGAUCCUGCAUUCCUGGAUGAUCUGGCCCCAGAGCCCCUGUGCCCGGCCAGAGCCCAUUGCCACACUCGCUGUCCCUGCGUCCCCCAGGCCCAAACCGUGUAUGCUGAGGAUGACGAUGGGCCAGAGCCCGGAAGCCCUGCGUUUAGUCUCCCUGAUCCUCCCAGGAAUUUAGCCAGGGAUACGGAUUUUCCCCGACUUUACAGAUGGAGAAACUUAGAGCGGUUGGUGGCUUGGAAGUGACUAAGCUAAUAGGAAGUAGAACUGGAAUUCAAACUCCGAUUUUUUUUUUUUUUCCAAAGCACACUUUUUCACCUACGAAGCAAGAUAAACUCCCGUUUAGGGUUUAUAAUCCAGCUGCAGAAGACGUCAACGUUACCUUUGAAGAUCAGCAGAAGAUCAACAAAUUUGCACGGAAUACAAGUAGAAUCACAGAGCUGAAGGAAGAAAUAGAUGUAAAAAAGAAACAACUCCAGAAUUUGGAAGAUGCUUGUGAGGACAUCAUGCUUGCAGAUGAUGACUGCUUAAUGAUGCCUUAUCAGAUCGGCGAUGUUUUCAUUAGCCAUUCUCAAGAGGAAACGCAAGAAAUGUUAGAAGAAGCAAAGAAAAAUUUGCAAGAAGAAAUUGACGCCUUAGAAUCCAGAGUGGAAGCAAUUCAGCGGGUGUUAGCAGACUUGAAAGUUCAGUUAUAUGCGAAAUUUGGGAGCAACAUAAACCUUGAAGCUGAUGAAAGUUAAACGUUUUAUAAUACUUUUUAAAAUUUGUUUAAUAAACUUGAAUAUUGUUUAAAUGAUAAUUUCCUUUCUUCAAAUGAUAUGGAGAGCAAAACUUUCUUUUUUUAAAAAAAUUUUCUUUUAUUUAAUGGAAACUUGCCUAUUUUCACAUGUCUUGCUUAUUUAUUUUAUAUUUUUAAAAGAAGACAGUAUUCAUCUAUGUAUUUUGCAUAACGACUAUAUCAAAUGUAGGGAUUGAUGUCAUGUUAUUAAAGACAGUUAAGCAAUCGUU
Pteropus alecto (black flying fox) is the source of this 1122-nucleotide messenger RNA. RefSeq names its product prefoldin subunit 4 (gene PFDN4). Gene Ontology annotation, biological process: protein folding. Lineage: Eukaryota; Metazoa; Chordata; Mammalia; Chiroptera; Pteropodidae. The transcript is spliced from 4 exons. Gene Ontology annotation, cellular component: cytoplasm; prefoldin complex. The record is from RefSeq and is a predicted model, not a curated record. Bases 324 to 854 code for a protein of 176 amino acids.